AUAGAUUUCAGGAUUACCACCAUGUUAAGUGAAAAUACCGUAUAUAUGUUGUAACGUCCGAAGUUGUAUCGUGCCGUCCUUGUGCUAACUGGAGUUUCGUUAACAACUAGUACGCACAGUCUCCCAACUGUUUGUGUUAAAUUCGUUCUAUUCAAAUAAUACGUCACGUGACUACUGAUCGCCCGCAGUCGCUCUCCUUCGAGAAGAGCAAGUACUAAAGUAAUUGUAGUGGACUUGAUGAAAAGGGUGCUUAAUGAUGUAAUUGUAGUUUCUAAAGUACGCAAUCGAACACAGUUCGAUGAAGCACGAGUGACAAAAAAGGUUGAAAAGAUGAUGAUUUCGGCAAGUGAUGCAUGAAUAAUUGACUUCCAGACGAGUACUGCAUAUUAAACCAUAUUUGCACAUAUAUGCAGCUGAAACAGUUCAGAAACACGACUUAAAAUGUUGUGAGCCACCAGCCUAGUCAAACAGCUUGUGUUGCUCCAAAUAACAAAAACGAGUUGAUGCUAUGUGUAACAAAACGAGUUGAUGCUAUGUGUAACAUAACGAGUUGAUGCUAUGUGUAUAUCUUUGAAAAGUAAAAUAUGAAUUAAUAUGUAAAAGAUCGUUGGUUUAUCUAACGAAAAUGGUUAUUUUACUGAAUAUACCAUUUGUAUUUUUUGUGCUUGCUAUUUUUCCUGGAUUGAUUUUUAUUAGAAACUUGGUGUGUUCUUCGACUUUCACGAUGAUUUUGCUGUGAUUAUUGCACGUGUACUGUGAAGAAUCUGUGCAGUUGUAGGAAUAUUUCAUAAACAACCUAUUGUUUUCCAUCAAAUUUUCGAACCUAGUGUUUGAUUUUUCUUAACAGAGGCAUCUAUUAUUUUUUUAAAGUUGUUGUUUGACACUUCUUAAGUUGAAUUCCAAUGUACACAGUCAAAGAAAUGUUACGACAAAGCCACAAGGUCGCCGAGUUUCUUACCGACGAAUCCCCCGUCCGACCGCCGCGUUCUCGUACGAGAAUGAGGAAAUCGGCGUCGGUGGUUUCCAACAGGACUUCAAUAUCAAACCCAUUACCGCAUGAUGGCGCUCCGGUGUUAACUGUGGGCGAUGACUGUGCCAUCAACGAAUUGCUGGAGGGUCGUAUGGAGCUUGAUGUCAUCCUUCCCGAUGAAAAUAAAGUCCGAAUGACUGUAGAAAGAAAGAUGCCUAUGAUGGACCUUCUGGUGCAAGUCACAACAGCCAAUAAAAUUAGUCCAGGAGGCCACGUGAUCCAAGUUCUUACAGAGAGAGGAAAGGAAAUCCAGUAUAAACCUAACACUCCCAUUGGCUCAUUGGAUACCAAUAUAAUCUAUAUAGUGUCAAAGAGUUCUGUUAUGGAAUCUACUGCGAAGAAAUUACCGAAAAUUCCCAAUAAACCGUUUGAGCAAACCUUUAGGCUUCAAGUGAAACUCCCAAGAAACCAGCUAACAGUUUUGAGAGUUAGCCCCAAAAUGACACUGGCAGAAGUUAAAAGAAUAGUAUGUUCAGAUAAAAAUCUUGAUAUAAACAAUUAUCAUUUAGUGCGAUCAAAUCAGCCCAACAAUAUUCUGGACUUAAAUAUCACGCUAGCCAGCUAUGGGAGUACAGAGAUAAGCCUGCUAUCUAAUAAAAGUAUUACAGCAAACAUUUACUCUUCUGCCACUGAUUUGAUUGCUUAUUCUACAAGAGAGGAUGAAAAGACGACUAAAAGAGGAAUUCUUGGAAUGUUAACUAGAAAAAAAAGCAAAGGGAGUUUGGCAAGUUCAAGCAGUGAUGGUGCAAAUAGUCAAGGAGAUUCUCCAAAUUCUAGUAAUGAUCAAACUGAUCAGGUAAAGAAGACAGUUACUGUAAAGCCAAGUAUAAAGAAACGACCAGCACCACCUCCACCAUCCCAAAAGACAAAUAGUGGGAUAGAAAUCUCUGAUCAACUAGGCCUAGCCUCACAGCUGAGGGAUGAUAAUGGUUGCCUUCUUGCAUCUCACUCUCGACAGAGCUCGGACUCUAGUGGUUAUCAUGAAGCCUCUGUCUUCAGCGAACUUCCAGAGAAUACAUCUCCAGAAACUUCUAGUGGUAGUGGGAGCAGUGGCUUAGAGCAUAGUGAUACCCUAGUACACUCAGCUCCUUAUCCACCACUAAGAAAAAUCUUAGCCUCAAAUAAAGAUGCAAAAUCUCAUCGGACUGUUAAAUCUAAUUUGAUCUAUGUUCCUUCAGCAUCAAGUAUAUCAGUUGUUAGUGCUGUUGGGAAAAAACGUAAAGCUCCACCACCACCAAAGAGGGACAUCAGUAAGCCAGAAUUAGAUCCAGUUAGGGAGAUGAGUGCUGCAGGAGAGAAUGGUGAUAUUCAGUCAGAAGUAAAUCAAGAAAGAUUAGAACAUGAAUUUGGUGAAGGAAUUGAUGUGAUAGAAAACACUCGUAGUACAGAUCAUGAAGAUGCAGUGACAUUCCAAGCUAUAUCAGAGCCUUCUAGUAAGUUUGCUGUAGUACCAUCUCCUCCAUCAGACGAUGUGGUCAUACAUUCACUCCAACCCAAUCCUCCACCUGAGUUUGCUGAUAACAGUGAUGAAAGUGCCAUUGAAAACCUUGAAAAAAAAUCACAACUUGGUGAGAUGAAUUUUUCCUCUGACAGUGCAUUCAUGUCAGAAGAUGGCUGUUCAAUCUCUGACUGCUCAACUGUAUUUGAUUUAGUUCAACCUCCUGAAGCUUUUACUAACUUUCAUUUGUGUCAUAGCACUAACCAUGACUGUGGUGAUUAUGAUGCAACUGCAUGGUCUUCUUCAUUUGUUAAUAUUCCACCUUUUGACCCUUCACCGGGAAAACCCACACCACUGCCAAUUUCUAAACCCCAAGAGGAGAUUGAAACUACAAACGAAAGUAAAGUCUUAUCAUAUUCAGAAGAACAAACAGUAAAAGAUGUACAACAGCAUCAACGACAGAACAGCUUGUCCUCUAUUGACACUAUAGAUGACAUAGAGAACACAUUCCGACAAACCAUUGCAGAGGGUGAAAGAGCUCUUGAGAGGGAUCAAGAAAAAGAAAUUGACAGAACUUCAGAUAUGACGAAAGGGAGUGCCUGUUUCAAUCAAAACAUUACCCAGCAUCAACUUUUGUCUCAUAUUGAAGCAACAUUUUCUGCUGUUGAGCAGCAGGCUGAAGAUGUGUUAUUAUACGAGCCAUCGUCUGAGUACAACACUCUUCCUGGACCACCUCAUUCAUUUAGAGAUAAUGAAAAAAAUCACCUCCAGCAGGAUGAAGAUGAAAAACUUAGUUCUACUGAGUUUUGUGCUGUACCUAGUACUUUAUCCUUAGAAUUACAUGAUGCUGAAUACCAUGAAAAAUCAAAAGUCAAUAUACAAGAGCAAGCUGUUAGUGUUAAGCAAACACAUAAAGUGCCUCUUACCAAUUUUGUAAUUAGUUCUUACAAAAAAGAAAGAGAAAAUAUUUAUGGAUCCAAUCCUAGAGUCAACACAGAAUUGUUUCAGCAGUCUGUUUGUGCUUCUCAUUUUCGUGAUGAAACGGUUAAUGAUGUUCAAAAACAUCCUGAUAAUAUAGGAAAAGAAAAUAAAGUAGGAAUUCAAGAUGAAACUGCAAAACCAAGAUGCAAGAAGGAAUCAAUCAGAAAAGACCCAAACUUAAAUGUCCAACAACAAAAAAAUCAGGAAUUUUUAACCCCUAGAUCUCAGUCAGCUGUACAUCUUGAAGAUGGGUCUGUUCAAGGUUUCAGAAGGCAGAUUAAACUUAGGUGUACACAACUUACUGACCUUGAAUCUUCGCCUUUGACUGGUAGAUCCACUUCCAUGCUGAAUCUAGUACCACUUCCAGCUGUGCAUAUUAGAGAACAUAGAAAUACACAUCCUGGUAUCUCGGAGACCUUGAGAAGAGUCCAGUCUGAACACAAUGUCAAUAACACAUCUUGUAAUUCAGAGUUUUCAGAUGAAAAUAAAGAACUUCAGGCAAAAUAUGAACAGCUAAAAGAACAGUUGUUGGGAUGGCAGCAGAAGAUUGUUCAAAACCAGAAACUUUUACAAAAUGGGGAAACUAGCUCAAAAGUUAUUGCAAAAUCUCUAGAGCAGAAUCCUUUUUGGAUCAAUGACACAAGAUCAUAUGUAAAAGACUCUGCAGAAGUUAAGCUUCAAAAACUUUCAAAAGAAAAAUUAGUACAUCAGGAUGUUGGCUUGAUUAAAAAAAGGCAAGUUUUAGCUAAGAGUCAGAAAAGACCCAAAUCUCAGAUGCUAACAAAUGUUACUAUUGGCUCAUGGCAACAAAGAAACCAUCAGGAAGAUCCAGGUCGUUCCAAAUGUCAUAGUGUUGAGAACCUUACUGGUCCACCCUCAGAGCUACAAAUGUCCACCAUGAAUGGAAAAUGUAUUGACUCAUGCUUCACAAAUACUCUCAAUGUGCCAAAGUCUUCCUUUGAACCUAAAGAAGAGCCAAAGUUAGACAUUCAAAUGACUAGUCAAGGUGAAAAACCAUUAUCAAGCUCAUUAAAAUCUGUCGAUAUGUCAGGAAAACAUAAGCAGACCGAACCAGAAAGUCACUGCAGUAAUCGAUUAUCACUACGUGAGCCGAAAGUUAUUAAGGUGAGCAAUAACAAUUAUAAAACAGGAGCAAUUCAAACAUAUUUUGGUGCUCCUGUGGUGAAAGGUUUUUCAAAUGAGGUCAUACAAAACCUGUUAAAAGAAGCACCUCCUCAGAAAAGUGUUAUUCAGACUAACGAAAGUGGAAAUUUCAGCCUAGGGUUAAAAUCUAACAAGAAUGGAACUACAAUUUCCAGAACAGACCUGAAUAUGCAAAAAAUGAAUCUUCCUGCAAAAUCAAAUAAUCAACAACUUGGCUCAACUAAUUGCCAUCAAAAUAUUCCACCACCAUCUUCAAACGUCAUCACCACUGUUCCUGCUCACACCUUAUCAUCCAAGUGUAAGCCUAAAGAAAAGAAAAAGACUUCUGACUUUUCUGAUAUAGAUCCAAGAGAUAAACUAAUGAUUGACAUCAGGAAUUUUCGAGGACGUUCAGCCCUUCGUAAGGUAACUGUAGCAGAGACCAACUGGCAACUGAAAGCUUCCUAAAGCUUAUUCUACCAGUAAUCAUUUCAUCAACCUUUUGAAUAUAAUCCAAGACUUGUUGUUUGUGUACAUUACAAUAAGCCUGAUAACAGGAGAGCUAUCAUCAUAAGAUGAUUUAAAACACUGAGAUAUUUUUUUAGUAGGUUGGUACUUUAAGACCAACUACAGUAAACACAUUACAUUCCUCAGAAAUCAUGAUUAGAACAGUCAAAUAAGCCAUGGAAUAUUGUGUGCCAGUCAUUAGCUUUAAUGUUCUAUAUUUUUUAACUUUAAUAACACUAACUUUUUUAAACAAUCUAUUAAGCACAUUAAUUACGAUUUUAAUUUUGCUAAAGUCCCAUCUGCUGUUUUUAUUAUAAAAAGAGGACCCUAAGUAAAAAAAUAUUUUCAUGACUUAGGUAAGUUCAUAACAUGUAUAUCAGAAAUAGUUCAGUCAGACCAAAUUGUGACCCAGUUAGAUGAGAGUGCAAUGUGUAAUAAGUAGAUUAAAAACAUAAAAAUUGUGUCAACACCUGAAUCAAGACAUGCUGCUGAAAAGAUCUUUGCAUAUGCACAUAUUGAAAAUGUUGUUUUAUUAGAUGGCAUUCCAUAAAUCUAACUAAACACUUUAUUUAUAUUUUAAAGGAUAAAAAGAGUUUUGUCAAUGAAAAAAAUGUGCCCUAGUUGAAUUUUCCUACUUGCAGUUUUGAAAGUGAUUUGAAUGUAUAUCAUUUUCUUUCUAUUUUUUUACACUUUAGUGGAACAUCUAUAUAGUCCCUCUUUCACAAUUAGUAGUGAACGUCUAAGUUAGCCUGAAUUUAACAUAGAAGUUUGAUUUUACAGAAAGUUUGAAUCAUUUGCAGCUAAACUUAUAUCUCAUUACUUGUAAAGUUAUAAUUAUCAAGGCCUCAUUUUUUAUGCAUCAGAAAACAUUAUGUGGCAAACAGUUUGAAAUUAUUCACCAUAAAAUUGCUGAUUAAGCAUUAUGUAACAAAAUUUAAAAUUAUUCAACCCUUAUCAAAAGAAAAACUUCUUAUUGCCAUAAAAUUUAAGCACAUUAUAAAAUGACAUAAUUAAUACACUUUUGCUAUCAUACAGCUAUUUAAAACAGUUUUUAUGAAAGACCAACAUACACACACUCACUUAGACUGUUAGAAAUCUUUUGAUAGGCCAUUAAUCAAACUGUUUGGCCAAAAUUCUCCAUUUGCCAAGCAACAAGAAACAAACUAAGUCAAAGUUUUAUAUAUAUAUGGUAACACUGACGUGGAAUUGACUUGACUAAGUGUAAAGUUUCAGACUUUGAUUAUGCAGUCAUACAAAAGUAAAAGUUAUACAGAAAAUGAUAUGGCUGCAGUAUCAUGUUAAACUAUGGGCCUUGAGUUAUAUGGAAGAAAUUAAAAUAAAGAUAUUAUUUCAAUACCAAGUAUGUCAGAGUGAGGUCACACUAAUGAAAUUGUAAUAACUAACUAUUUUGAUAUUUUUUAAACAAACUUUGUUCAGUGUGAGGUUUAAGUGUUUAUGUAUAUUUUUUUACCAAUCUAGUAAGCCAUGCUAGCUGUAUCUUUUGUUUGAUACUAUAAAGACCUGAUUGCUGUGGCCUAAUCUUGUCUAUACACUUACUAAUCAUUCUGCUAUGUAUUAUGCUUAUGUUUGAAGUCAAGCAUAUCUUCCAAGUAUAGACAAGUAAAAUGUUUAUUUAUUGGUGUUAGAUUAUAUAAUACCACUUCAAUGCUACCGAUCUGUUUACUGGGAAUAUGUAGUUUUGUAAACAAUACUUUACCAUUUAAGUAUCAAGUAUGGAAAAGUCCAUUAACAAUUUAGCUUAAGAUUACUUUUUUUUUAACCAGUAUAUUCUUUGUACAGUUUCCAGCAUGAUUAAAACCCAAAUAAAGGUUUUUGUCAAGGUUUCUAUGUUUGAUUAUGUGGGCAAUAUAUUGUUUUUUAGAAUUAAGACAAAUAAAAUUUGUGUAUAUUUUAUUCUA
Molecule: messenger RNA, 7018 nt
Organism: Limulus polyphemus (Atlantic horseshoe crab)
Lineage: Eukaryota; Metazoa; Arthropoda; Merostomata; Xiphosura; Limulidae
Exons: 10
Coding region: 903-5060 (1385 amino acids)
Molecular function (GO): actin monomer binding
Source: RefSeq, a predicted model, not a curated record